GAGCAGAGCCAGAGCCCAAGGGCCAAAGCAAGCCGAAGCCUGCGGUGUCAUGGCGGGCUGUCGGGCUGCCUGCGACAGUUUUGGUAGUUGAAAGCCUAAAAUCAAUCGGUGGAGUGAUGUGGCGGUUGUUACGCUUGACUAUUUAACGGCGAGAAAUCGGAGAAUGUUGUCGGUGGAGUGGUCCGCCGCGAGCUGUAAAAAGGGGAGGUCCUUCGAGGAGAGCGUCGGGGGGAUGCGUCUCCGGUCGCUCAGCUGAGCCCGUGCCGUGCCUGGGACGCGGGCCCGCCGAAGAUUCCCAGCGAUGACGAGGGAGGCGAGGCCACGCUGGUCGCAGGUAAACGGCGACCUCUCGUCGGACAGCGACGACGACGACGAGGCGACCGAGCGCUGUCUUCUAGGCGGCUCUCUGGUCCAAGUGCCGCAGGUCCUCUGUGAAGAGGAGGCACUGCUUCGGGCCGUGCUCAGCAUCGACACCUGGAACAAUGUCCUCACGGAAACCCACAAGCUGCGGCUCAUGAAUUUUCUACCGCUCUUCCCGGAGAACGACAAGGAAGAGAAAGUUGAGACGCUGCAGAGGCUGUUCAGCGGCUGUAACUUCAAGUUCGGCAACCCUAUCCGGGCCUUCUUCGGCCGCCUCCGAGAGGGCCUGCUGGUGCCGGACAUCGCCCGCACGGCGUCCCUGGUGCAGAGGGCCAGCUACCGGGACUACCAGCUGCACCAGCGGCGCUACCACUGCCGCCUGCUCCAGGAGGUGCUGAUCUCACGAAAGCGCCUGCUGGAGGCCGCCCUGGACUGGGGCCCCCCCGGCUGUCCCAGGGGCCCCCGGGGAGUGCCUCCCCGGUCCCGGGCCCCCCGCAGCAGGGCCCCGGGGUUGCGAGUUCCCCUGGCCCAGAGGGCCCGCUGGCGCUACUGCACGGAGCUGCAGGAGCUCAGGGACCGGCUCGGGGACACCACCACCGAGGACGAGGACGACCUACCCGAGGGCGGGGCCCCCCCCAAGCUGCUGCGGGAGUUCCGUCGACAGCUGCACCGGCUGGAGACGUCUCUGGGGCCCGACAUGCGGCGGGUGGCCUCCACCCUGUCCGCGGGACCCUUGGGACCCCACCGCUGCGACACCAACUCCGGCCGUUUCCUGAGCAAGUGCCUCACCCUGUCGGAGAUCACGGAGGAGCGCUUUAGGGACAUGCUGCUGCUCCACCGGCACAAGCGGCUUGCCGGACUGGACCAUGCCGAGCUGGACACGUCCUCAGUCACCCUGGACGACCUGAUUGGACGCACCAACCUGUCCCGCAAGCCCCGCCCACAGGAGAGUCGUCCCAAGAAGGCGCGCGUGGCAGUGGCCCCGGCGCCCGUGGUGGGAGAGCGCGCCCCGUCGCCCCCUGCCCCGGAGGCCCCUCCCCCGGCCCCGCCUUCCCCCCCGCCACCCGAGGAGGAAGAAGAGGAGGAGGAGCUUCCGGCAGAGGCCCCGCCCCCGUCGCCCCCGGCGGCUCGACCCCCGAGCGCGUGCAGCGUGGGCCCUCCCCCUAGUCCCCCGUGCCGACCCUCAUGCUUCUUCGCCCUGCUCAGAGACCUGUUCAGCGAGACCCCCGAACACAAGAUGUCCGCCGCCAAGCUGGAGGAGCGUGUGCGUGCCUGGAGCCACUCCCCGGGGGCCCAGCUGGCGGAAUGGUGCUCGCCCCGCAAGGACAGCUGGGCUGACAUGGUCUCCUCCGCCCUGCGCUUCCUGGCAGGAGACUACAUCGGCGUGCUGCCAGAAAACUUUGUGCCCUACUUGGACUACAAGGAGAAGCAGCAGCAGUGGCAGUGGAUCGGGGCGGGGCGUGACUCGGACUUACAGAGCCUGGCCCUGUGUCAGCACUGGCUGCAGGGCCGGGAGCAGGUGGCCCCAGAUGCUCUGGACGCCUCCCAGGGCUCGCCGCCGCCCCCCAAGUGUACCACCGACUGGACGGUGCGGCCCACCACAGACGAGGAACGAGGUGACUACCGCAGCCAGGAGUGCAUACGAUACCAGAACCCUCACCGGGCCUUCACCUUCCGGGUUCACGGCUACGAGGCGGUGGUGGGGCCCGUGAAAGGGGUGUAUGGCAAGGAGAGCGGGGUGAACAAGGCCCGGGAGCACUCACUCCUGGUCUCGGACCGGCCUCCGUUCGUGACGAUCCUGUCGCUGGUGCGGGACGCGGCGGCGCGGCUGCCCAAUGGGGAGGGCACGCGGGCGGACAUCUGCGAGCUGCUCAAGGACUCGCAGUACCUGGCCCCUGCCAGCGACCAGCAGAUCCACACGGUGGUGAGCGGGGCCCUGGACCGGCUGCACUACGAGAAGGACCCCUGCGUCAAGUACGACGUCAACCGCAAGCUCUGGAUCUACCUGCACCGCAGCCGCACCGAGGAGGAGUUUGAGAAGAUCCACCAGGCACAGGCGGCCGCCGCGCGGGCCAAGAAGGCCAUUCAGAAGAGCAAGGCCCCGCGCCUGGCGGCAGCCUCGGGGGCGCACGAGCCCCGGCCGCAGAGGCCCCGGCCCGAGGAGGGGGGGCCCCGCAGCCCGGCCAAGCGUGCCAGCCGGGAUGAGCCGGAGCCCGAACCUCCAGCCAGGGCCAAGGGUUUCCAGACCAUUGUCAUCAAGCAGGAACCCAAGUCCAAGCCCCUGGUAGCACGGCUUGUCCCAGGCUCACAGGUGGUGUGCAACCUGGUGGGGGGCCCCCGGCCAGCCUUGCGCCUGCAGCAGCAGCCGCAGCCGCAGCCAGCCGCCUCCUUCGGACCCAGGCUGCUGGCGGUACCCAAGGCACCUCCCGUCUCGGCCGCCCCCACCACCCUGGCACCGCCCGUUCUCCUCAGCGGCCCUCCACAGCCCACCGUGGUGCUCGCCAACCAGGUGAAGGGCAGCCCUGCGUACGUGAUGGCUCCUCCCGUUGUGGGGGUGGUGGGGGGCCAGCCGCUCAAGGGCAUCAAGGUGAUCCCCGUGCCCCCCCGAGGUGCCCGGCCCCUGCUGGCCCGCCUCAUUGGGCCCCCCCUGCGACCCCCCCUGGCCCCCCGGCCCCUGCUGCUACAGGUGCAGGCCGGAGAAGCGCCCCCCACAGAGGGGCCCCAGUGAGGUGCCACCUCGAGGGACAUCCCUGGAGGCUCUUCUGGCACCAAAAGACCACUUCCCCGGGGAUUGUGCACCAACUGCGCGUCGGUGGUACAUUGGCCGCACACCAGCCGCGCAUUGGUGUCAUGUCGGCUGUAUGUGCAGCACAUCGGCGGCAUGUCAACCAUGCGCCAGCAGCAUGUUGGCGACACGUCAAUGGUACAUCCGAUGCAUGUAGAUGGCACAUCGGUGGCACAUCGACUGCACAUCUGCGGUAUGUUGGCGACAUGUCGACAGUAUGUUUACUGCACAUCAGCGGCAUAUCGGUGGAAUGUUGGCACAUUGGCGGCAUGUCGGUGGCACAUUGAUUGCGCUUCACCGGCACGUCAAUUGUACAUCGGCGGCAUGUCGGUUGCAUGUCAGCUGGCAACCUGCAGGGGCAGCGUGGUUCUCCCGCGGCUGGGGGGGCACCUGAGGGACAUUUUAAUGCCUGGCCAUGCUCCAGACCACUUUGGUGGGUCACAGGACGUGAUGCGGUUGGUCCUUUGGCAUCUUCUUCAUGCUUCUGGCUCUUAAUGGGAAGGGUCAAAGAAUGAGUGUGUAUAAAAAUAAAUGUAUGUGAAUACCAA
Messenger RNA from Ixodes scapularis (black-legged tick), 3693 nucleotides. Its product is annotated as nuclear factor related to kappa-B-binding protein. Gene Ontology annotation, cellular component: Ino80 complex. The coding region runs from base 302 to 3088 and encodes 928 amino acids. Lineage: Eukaryota; Metazoa; Arthropoda; Arachnida; Ixodida; Ixodidae. The transcript has 17 exons. Gene Ontology annotation, molecular function: protease binding. The record is from RefSeq and is a predicted model, not a curated record.